GGAGAGGUAGUAGCAUUUGGGAGAGCUCACAACUGUGGAGCACUUCAGCCAAGCAAAUCGCUCGCGCGCGCGCACCCACACGUGCAUCCCUAAAGGCGGAACUGAAAUGCGAUGCACUUGAUGAAGCCGGCGUGCAGACUGAUCCUCGGGUUUCUGCACUUUUUGUAGAAAAAGCAGCUCGCGCGUGUGUCUCUGCUCAGCGACUUGCGGCAUGACAUGCAGAUAGAUCACAUCCUCAUCAGCACCGCCACCGUCAUCUUCCUCCUGUAGUGUGGUUUUAAUGGGGCUCCUAAGGAUCAUGAUGCCGCCCAAGUUUCAGCUCCUGGCGCUGGUGCUGUUCGCGCUGGCCAUGCUCUUCAUCGAGAACCAGAUCCGCAAACUGGAGGAGUCCCGAGCGAAGCUGGAGCGCACUAUGGCCAGGCUGGAGCUGCAUGAGGUUGAACAGAAGCAGAAUCAUAACGCAGUCCGCGAAUCCCCUGCGCUCGCAGACAGUGAUGAUUUGCUCAUCAUCUACAACCGUGUGCCCAAAACUGGCAGCACGUCCUUCACAAACAUCGCCUACGACCUUUGCGCCAAGAACCGCUACCACGUUCUGCAUAUCAAUACCACCAAGAACAAUCCAGUCAUGUCCCUGCAGGAUCAGGUGAGAUUUGUUCGGAAUGUGACCUCCUGGAAGGAGAUGAAACCGGGGUUUUACCAUGGACAUGUUGCAUACCUGGAUUUCACCAAAUUUAGCGUGAGAGCAAAGCCCAUCUAUAUUAAUGUGGUGCGUGACCCUAUCGAGCGCCUGGUGUCCUACUACUACUUCCUGCGCUUCGGGGACGACUACAGGCCCGGUCUGAGGCGGAGAAAGCAAGGAGACAAAAAGACGUUUGAUGAGUGUGUGGCAUCAGGGGGAUCUGACUGUGCCCCAGAGAAACUCUGGCUGCAGAUUCCUUUUUUCUGCGGCCAUUCCUCCGAGUGCUGGAACGUAGGCAGUCGCUGGGCUCUAGAGCAGGCCAAGUACAACCUAGUGAAUGAGUAUCUGCUGGUGGGAGUGACGGAGGAGCUGGAGGACUUUAUCAUGAUGCUGGAGGCAGCACUGCCCCGUUUCUUCAGAGGUGCCACUGAUCUCUACCGCACAGGUAAGAAAUCCCACCUAAGGAAGACAAGUGAGAAGAAGCCUCCGAUGAAAGAAUCCAUCUCCAAGCUGCAGCAGUCGGACGUGUGGAAGAUGGAGAACGAGUUUUACGAGUUCGCGCUCGAGCAGUUCCAGUUCGUCCGUGCUCAUGGUGUCCGAGAGAAGGACGGGGAGCUCGUUGUUCUGGCGCAGAACUACUUCUACGAGAAGAUCUACCCGAAAGUGAACUGAAACUGGAGUGAGAUCUCGUGACUUUUUAACCUUUGUAAUUUCCAUCUUCACCAUGGAGGAGGACAAGGAGAGUAGAACAUCUGGAGUGGACAUAGAUGUUGUCUGUGGAAAUACAAGAUGAUUCAUGACCUCCUCAGGCAUAGUACAGUGGAAUCUUACUGUAUAUAUGCUAUACAGUAGAUUACAUAUCACUCUUUAUUGUAGAGAUGAAGAAUAGUAAACUAAGCCGCGAGUGGCGGAAAUUUGUAGUCCAGGUACUUUGAUGUCCAGUGCUCUUCUUUCUCAGACCUUAUGGCAUCCUGGACAAAUUUAUCACAUGAUUUCAUUAUUAUUAUUUUUCUUUUAUAAUUCAUUUCUUUCCUGAAGAAGACAUAAUGGGUGCAUUAAAAGAGAAACACAACAGGGUGAAAAUGGGGCUACUUUUAUUUGAUUUGAUUUUUUUUGUACCUGCCAGUGGCACGUUAAAUGCACCUUCCAUUUUAUUAUUAAGUAUUCUCAACCUUUUCUUUUCUCCUUAGCAUUUUGUCCUUUUUUAUGAUAGAAUGCCAUGUAUGGUGUUUAGUGUGAGUAUUAUGCCCCAACAAAAGGUCAUGUAAAACUCAUACAUAAUGUACAUAUCAGCAUAUUUUACACAGUCGGACCAAAUGGCUUCAAAAGAACCCGCUAACCUUCAACUUUGUAGUGCUGAAAAAAAACAAUACUUGAAGUGUUGCGCUUCAGAAUCCCAAAUAUUCUUGUUCGUUUUUUAAAGUGUUUUUAAAGCAGGUGGACUACUGAAGAAAUUCAAGAAGUAACUUUUUUUUAGCAUCAGAGUGCAAGUAGUGAUGAGGGAGAGAAGAGGAAUGUAACUCUGCCUUCAGCUUGCACUGAGUUCCUGUAGCUCCUCAGAGGAACACUAGCUGAACACUGACUGGAGAGGAUUUUUCUGGUGACCUUGUGCUUGUUGGAAGCCCUCGAUCAUCCAGGAAAAUAACAAACAAGAAGACCUAAAUGUUUAGUCAGUGCUGUUUUUUUUGUUUGUUUUUUUUUUACUUUGUGUUUUUGCUACUGUAUCUGUAAAGACGAGCCGCUUUGACAGCCUGGAACAGAAUAUACUAAAAAAAAAAAGAUCUAAACUCUGUCGUUUCCCUGACUGUGACAUCACACACUCGGAUAGUAACUAGCUCCACGUUCGAUAGUGCCUUCAUAAGCAACCCGACAGCAUUCAUUCACUUAAUGGUCAAAAGCAUCACUCACUUUUUCUAGGCCAUGUGUUUUUCCGAUACCAGCUUUUUUUCUUUCUUUCCUUCCUUUUUUUUUUUUUUUUUGAGUUUAUGUUGUUCAAGUUUUCUUGGUGAAAAUUGUCUUUAAUGCAUUUUAAUAAAUUCUGAACUGUCAUUGA
This is a messenger RNA of Clarias gariepinus (North African catfish), 2732 nucleotides long. It is a transcript of the gene hs2st1b, whose product is annotated as heparan sulfate 2-O-sulfotransferase 1b. Lineage: Eukaryota; Metazoa; Chordata; Actinopteri; Siluriformes; Clariidae. The record is from RefSeq and is a predicted model, not a curated record. Gene Ontology annotation, molecular function: heparan sulfate 2-sulfotransferase activity. The coding region runs from base 281 to 1351 and encodes 356 amino acids. The transcript is spliced from 7 exons. Gene Ontology annotation, cellular component: membrane.